Molecule: messenger RNA, 2655 nt
Organism: Malassezia pachydermatis
Lineage: Eukaryota; Fungi; Basidiomycota; Malasseziomycetes; Malasseziales; Malasseziaceae
Exons: 2
Coding region: 1-2655 (884 amino acids)
Biological process (GO): endoplasmic reticulum to Golgi vesicle-mediated transport; mitotic spindle assembly checkpoint signaling
Cellular component (GO): RZZ complex
Source: RefSeq, a predicted model, not a curated record
AUGGCGUCACAAGACUUGUCGACGCUGUUGGCGUCGAUAGGCUCGCCUCUUGUUGACGGUGUGGGGGAAGCACCGAAAACAGUUCUACCUGCCUCUGCUGCCUUGGAAUUGCUCGAUGCUCGCAUUGAAGCGUUAGCAUCACCUGCGGAAGCAGAACAAGCAUCUUCGACCCCGUCAGACAAGGAGCCCCCUGAAGAGAUCAUAUCGGAAGACUUGAUACAUGUAUUAGAACAGUACAAAGUGGCUACAAGGAACUAUGCCCAUGCAUCGAGGGUCUCUACGAUUGUGUCAGCCAUGACGCAAGCACUGACACAAGUUGCCGUUGUCCAGCAAUCACUGCGUGAUCAUGAUAAUGAAGCCAUGGAUACUGCAUUAACCAGUGCUGCUUCUGCUUUAAAAGAAGUUGGUAUUGAAGUGAAUUGGAGUCAGGGUACGGUAAAGAAAACCUCCGUCGGCCCCAUACCACAAGGCGUCGUGAUGGACGAACUGAUUCACGUUUGCGAAGAUAUCAUUGGAAAGCUACGUUCUUCAACCCAUUCGCCCACUGAGAGUGGUCUGUUUAUUGAAGACCGUACACCGGAGAGCUUUACGCUGAAGAUUGAGCGUCCUCAAGACAUUGAAUGGAGUGUUCGAUCAGGCUUGGUUGAUGCACAUGCAGCUUACCUCUCCCGCAUUUUGAAUGAUGUGUUUAAGACAAUGCUCCAAACCAAUUUCCAAUGGUCCGUCAUGUCCAGCGAUGUAGGAUUGCUACUACAUCGUACUUCUGACGUACCUGAUCUGAGUCGGGGAGGUACGCUGACUCAAAUCCAAAGUGUGCUUUCCGCAGUACGUGAUGUCAUGGCUAGUCCUUCGCAAGCGUCCAACCAAGCCAAGUCACAUUUUGGCCAACUCCAACUCCUUGUAUCACGCCAAAGUAUCCCUGCCCUUCUUACCCUUAUCAAGACUCAUAUACCUGCUAGCCUGCCUGUGCUGGAAACUACAGAGGACAUGCUUAUUUGUAAGGAUCGGCUAACCAUGCUUAUCAUGGACUUCCAUAAGUCCCUGGUAGAGAUGUCAUACGUAUCUGAUGCCAAGGCGCCUCGAGCUAAGUUAUACAAAGGCGCACCCGAGCCUCUGUCCGACUUACCGACAUGGGCUCGAUCGAUGGAGCAUCUGUGCAAGCAACAUAUGCUUGGCUCGAUUCUGGAGCAAGCGCGAAAUGUCAUUGCACGAACGGAGGACAAGAGUUGGGACACUGUAUUGACAGAUAUGGAGGCGCCUGUUCGGGCCCAUGACACCACGGAGCCUCCUCGUCCACCAGACGUGAAACCUACACCUACACAGGUGAAGCAGCCCACCGAGCCGGUUCUCCCUCCCCCACCCACCAAAACCCAACCUGCUGUGACCAAAAAAUCGAAGAAGCCCACACUAGGUGGUGUCAAGAUCGGUGCCAAAUUGCCUCCUGCACCCCCACCGAAGCCUGCAUCGCCCCCCUCAUCGAACCAAGUUAAGGACGAAUGGGACUGGGGCGACGAAGAGGCAGAGGAUUGGGAGGAUACAGCAGCUACAUCUGCCAAAGAUAAGCAACCAGCGGCGGAUGACUGGGAUUGGGGAGAGGGAGAAGAAGAGGAAGAGGAUAUGGCAGAGGCCAAACCGGAGAAGCCUCAUGAGGAGCCAAAGACGGACGUGUCUGUCCCUCCACCGGAUGAUGCGUCCUUUGAUGCGUGGGACUGGAAAGAGGAGGAGUCUAUGGAUCUUUUCUCCAAGUCGGACCAGGCCAUAUGCUUGCAGACGUUGGCCGUAUCAAAUCGGAUAAUCGAAUUUUGUGCGCUGCUAAGUCGCCAAUGGGCUCACAUCGAGGGUGAUGUGCCUUCUCGGCAGCUCUUUGCGCAAGGUUUUGUGGAAUCAGUACAAAUGUUCCGUGCUUUGAUGCCCAUUCUUCAUGCGCAAGUAUUGCAGCAUGUGCCACUUCUAGGCAUGUUGUUUGCAAACGACUGUGCUUAUCUGGCCUCAGAAUUGCGCAAGUAUGCGAGUCAAUCGACCAAGUUCGGAGCAUUCCGUGUCAUGGGACGUCAAAUGUUCGAAGCUUCGCUUCGCGCCGAGGCUGACUUGUUGGACGAUAUGACGACACAAUGGUGUGCAUCAUUGGUAUCGCUUCAGAUGAAUGUGCUGAACGACUCAUUGGACAGUGCGGAUGGAUUUGUUCGCACCAGCGACGAGAGUCGCUACCACGUGUGCCAGCGAGCUGUGGAGCAGGUGGGACAUAUUCUUUCUCACUUGGCAUCAGUAUGGCGACCUGUGCUGAGUCAUGAUAUGCUCACGUCUACGUUGUGCGAGUUAUUUGAUGGUGUAUUUUUGCGCGUGCUUCACGAAGUCGAAGAAUUGCAAGAUAUCUCUGAGCCAGAGAGCAAUUCUCUAUCUCAGUUGUGUCGCAUGCUUGUAGACACGGCCUCUGAGGUUCUGCAAGGCGCUGAGGCACACAUCCCGACGUACUUCAAGUUUGCGUAUCUACCUGACAUUUUGCAAGGCUCAUUGGCUGAUAUUGAGUACUUAUUGUUUGACAAUGAGAGCGGCAGUGCUUUGAAUGAUUACAGUCGCGAAGAGAUGACGGUUUUAAUUCGGGCUCUCUUUGCCGAUACACCCAAUCGACGACGACUGCUGGACCGAGUUCAGUGA